AAUACUACAAAUUGUGCGGUUGAGUAAUCGAAUAUAAAUGGGGUUCCCUUGCACGAAAAAACUGUUUUAAAUAAUUAAAAUUAAAAUAUCUACCUAUCCAUAUCUGGCUUAAUAAUUUUAAUAUUGAAAAAAAAAGGUUUUCUUUAGUAACACCUAAAAUAUUUUUAGCGAGUUUAUGUUUGACCCACAAACCCAUCUAACAACCGUUGCUAUAGAAACUUUCCAUAGCGAUUUCAAAAGUAGAUCGAAUAACAAAAAAUAACCGACUUUUUAGUAAAAACAUGUUCCAGAGCCCCCCAGAAAAACCACGUCGAACUCUUCGUUAUGUGGAAGAAGCAUUCAGACAGAUCCAACAAAAGAAAAAUAUACGCGAUAUAGUUAUUAUUAAUGAGCGUGGACAUCCAGUAAAAAGCACAAUGGAACACGAAGAUGCAGUUAAAUUUGUUGGUUACUUUCAAGAGAUUCGUGGCAGAUUGGAGAGAGGCAUGGAGAAAAUUGAUCCCACCGAUGAACUGCUAAUGAUAAGAGUACGCACGAAAUUUCACGAAGUAUUAUUAAGUCCCGAUUCCAAAAUAACUUUUAUUGUCGUGCAAAACGCAGAAAAAUAAAAA
This is a messenger RNA of Drosophila nasuta, 611 nucleotides long. RefSeq names its product roadblock similar 54B (gene robls54B). The transcript has 2 exons. Bases 282 to 608 code for a protein of 108 amino acids. The record is from RefSeq and is a predicted model, not a curated record. Lineage: Eukaryota; Metazoa; Arthropoda; Insecta; Diptera; Drosophilidae.